ACGGGGGCGGGGAUUCCAUGAAUGGGGCGGGGUUUUCUACGGGAGGGGCGGGGUUUGGAGAGGGGGCGGGGCCUGGGCAGAGCCUUCCGGGGGUCGCGAGUGGGAUCAACGGGAGUUUGGGGGUCGCGAUCGGCGCCUCGAAUAUCGCGAUUGGUAGCCCCGAUAUCGCGAUUGGUAGCCCCCAUAUCGCGAUUGGUGGCCCCGAUAUCGCGAUUGGUAGCCCCCAUAUCGCGAUUGGUGGCCCCGAUAUCGCGAUUGGUAGCCCGGGACUCCCCCCCGGCUGCCUCGGGCUCCUCUCGGGGGGCUCUGGCGCCCUUUCCGAGGGUCGGGACCCCCUCCCCACCCCCCCCGUGCUGCUGGCCCCGCCCCCCUGCUCCAGCCCCGCCCCUUUCCUGCUGAUCCUCGUGCCCAGCGCCCCCUCCCAUCGCGACAAUCGCGACGCCGUGCGCGACACCUGGGGCGGGGCGUGGCCGUGGGCGGAGCCUGGCGGAGCCCCGCCCCUCCCGACCCGCACCGUGUUCGUGUUGGGCGCCGCCCCCUCCCCUCAAUCCCAACGCGACCUCCUGCAGGAAUCGCGACAAUAUCGCGACAUCCUCCUGGGCGAUUUCCGCGACGUUUACGCCAAUUUAACCCUGAAAACGCUGCUUUUGCUGCGCUGGGCUCGCUCCUGCUGCGAGGCCGCUCCUUUCCUCCUCAAAGCCGACGACGACAUUUUCCUCAACGUCCCCUCUAUCGCGACAUUGCUGUCGCGCCCCUCCACCCCSCCGCGCCUCUACCUGGGCCGCGUCCACUGGCGCGUGUCCCCAAACCGCGACCCGCGCAGCCGCCACCACGUCCCGCGGGUUUUGUACCCCGAAUCCUCCUUCCCGCCCUACUGCAGCGGCACCGCCUACGCUCUAUCGCGACAGGCGGCGACAGCGCUGCUGGCGGCGGCUCCCGGGGUUCCGCUGGUGGCUCCCGAGGAUGUUUGGGUGGGGCUGUGCGCUCGGCGGGCGGGGGUCGCGGCGCGGCACUCGGCGCGGUUCGCGGGGGGAGCGCGGUUCCCGCUGGAGCGCUGCUGCGCGGGGCGGGCGCUGCUGAGCGCGCACGGGCUGCGGCCGCGGGAAAUGCGCGGCCUCUGGGGGGCGCUGCGGAGCGCGGGGGGACCCGCGGGGGUGUGCGGGGCGCUGCAGGCGGCGCUGGGGGUGCUGCGGUGCAGAGCGAUGGCGCUCGGGGAGUGGAUUUGGGGGACAAGGGAGUGA
This is a messenger RNA of Malurus melanocephalus (red-backed fairy wren), 1241 nucleotides long. It is a transcript of the gene B3GALT4, whose product is annotated as beta-1,3-galactosyltransferase 4. The transcript has a single exon. Gene Ontology annotation, molecular function: N-acetyl-beta-D-glucosaminide beta-(1,3)-galactosyltransferase activity. The record is from RefSeq and is a predicted model, not a curated record. Gene Ontology annotation, cellular component: membrane. Bases 18 to 1241 code for a protein of 407 amino acids. Lineage: Eukaryota; Metazoa; Chordata; Aves; Passeriformes; Maluridae.